This is a messenger RNA of Dipodomys ordii (Ord's kangaroo rat), 774 nucleotides long. RefSeq names its product kallikrein-related peptidase 7 (gene Klk7). The coding region runs from base 1 to 774 and encodes 257 amino acids. The record is from RefSeq and is a predicted model, not a curated record. Lineage: Eukaryota; Metazoa; Chordata; Mammalia; Rodentia; Heteromyidae. Gene Ontology annotation, biological process: proteolysis; positive regulation of antibacterial peptide production. Gene Ontology annotation, molecular function: serine-type endopeptidase activity. The transcript has 5 exons.
AUGGCUAGGUCCUCUCUCCUUUUCCUGCUGGCUCUGUCAUUAUCCUUAGCCCUGGGAACCACUGGAAAAGAAGAUCAGGGCAACAAGAGCGGAGAUCGGAUCAUCGACGGCUACCCAUGCGAGAAAGGCUCGCAUCCCUGGCAGGUGGCCCUGCUCCGAGGGGACCAGCUCCACUGCGGGGGAGUGCUGGUCCAUGAGCGCUGGGUGCUCACCGCUGCCCACUGCAAGAUGAGUCAGUACACUGUGCAGCUUGGCAGUGACCAGAUCGGUGACAACAACGCUCAGAAGAUCAAGGCCACCAAGUCAGUGCGUCACCCUGGCUACUCCACGAAGACGCAUGCUAACGACCUCAUGCUAAUCCUGCUGAAUAAGCGCGUCAGGAUGUCAGGCAAAGUGAAGAAAGCCAACCUGCCCACCGGCUGCGAGCCUCCUGGGACCUCCUGUACUGUCUCUGGGUGGGGCACCACCACCAGCCCCGACGCCACCUUCCCCAAGAACCUCAUGUGCUCUGAUGUCAAGCUCAUCUCGGCUCAGGACUGCAAGAAGGUUUAUAAGGACCUCCUCGGCAAAACCAUGCUGUGUGCUGGCAUCCCAGACUCCAAGACCAACACCUGCAACGGUGACUCGGGGGGACCGCUGGUGUGCAAUGACACCGUGCAAGGUAUAGUGUCCUGGGGAACCUUUCCCUGCGGACAGCCCAACGACCCGGGGGUCUACACCCAAGUUUGCAAGUACUCCAAGUGGAUAAACCAAGUAAUAUCAAGACGUCGCUGA